AGGCUGGCUUACCACAAGAGCGGGAAAAUUCUCCUACUGAAAAAAUCGAAAUUGCGAACCGUUAGGGUUUAUUUUUUCUUCCGGCAAUGUCGCGACGAGGCGGUGGCCCCGUGACGGUGUUGAACGUGGCGGAGAAGCCGUCCGUGGCGAAGUCAGUGGCGGGGAUUCUGUCCCGUGGAAGUUUCCGGACUCGAGAGGGUAGGUCUCGCUACAACAAAAUCUUCGAGUUCGAUUACGCCAUUAAUGGCCAGCCAUGUCGUAUGCUAAUGACCUCCGUCAUCGGUCACCUGAUGGAGCUUGAGUUUUCCGAUCGUUACCGCAAAUGGCACUCCUGCGACCCGGCAGAUCUGUACCAAGCUCCGGUCAUGAAACACGUUCCCGAGGACAAAAGGGACAUUAAGAAGACAUUGGAGGAGGAAGCGAGGAAAAGCGACUGGCUUGUGCUUUGGCUUGAUUGUGAUAGGGAAGGUGAAAACAUUGCAUUUGAAGUUGUUGAUGUUUGCAGAGCUGUCAAACACAAUCUUUUUAUACGGAGGGCUCAUUUCUCUGCGUUAAUUGACAGGGAAAUUCACGAAGCAGUUCAGAAUCUUAGAGAUCCUAAUCAACUGUUUGCUGAGGCUGUUGAUGCUAGACAAGAAAUAGACCUACGCAUUGGUGCUUCUUUCACUAGAUUUCAGACUAUGCUGCUGAGAGAUAGGUUUGCUAUUGACUCCACGGGCGAGGAGAGGAGUCGUGUUAUAAGUUAUGGUCCUUGUCAGUUUCCUACACUUGGCUUUAUUGUAGAGCGAUACUGGGAGAUACAGGCACAUGAACCAGAAGAGUUUUGGACAAUCAACUGUUCUCACCAAUCAGAAGAAGGCAUUGCUACCUUUAAUUGGAUGCGUGGUCAUCUCUUCGAUUAUGCUUCAGCUGUCAUAUUAUAUGAGAUGUGUGUUGAAGAACCUACUGCCACCGUAAUGAAUGUUCCACAUCCAAGGGAAAGAUUCAAAUAUCCUCCUUAUCCUUUGAACACCAUUGAACUUGAAAAACGUGCUUCAAGAUACUUCCGCCUGAGUUCAGAGCACACCAUGAAGGUGGCAGAAGAAUUAUAUCAGGCUGGUUUCAUCAGCUAUCCUCGUACAGAGACUGAUGCUUUUUCGAGCAGGACAGAUUUACGUGCUAUGGUGGAGGAGCAAACAAGACAUCCUGAAUGGGGUGCAUAUGCACAAAGACUAUUAGAACCUGAGGGGGGACUCUGGAGAAACCCUGGUAAUGGUGGUCAUGAUGACAAGGCUCAUCCACCCAUUCACCCAACAAAGUUUUCUAGCGGAGAGUCUAAUUGGAGCAGAGAUCACCUUAAUGUAUAUGAGCUAGUUGUCCGCCAUUACCUAGCAUGUGUUUCGCAGCCAGCAGUUGCUGCGGAAACCACAGUCGAAAUUGAUAUUUCUGGUGAGCGCUUUUCUGCAUCUGGGAGAGCAAUAUUAGCUAAAAACUACCUUGAGGUGUACCGCUUUGAGUCUUGGGGGGGUUCAGUGAUUCCCGUGUAUGAAAAAGGGCAGCAGUUUAUCCCAACAAGUUUGACUCUUGAUUCAGCUGUAACGAGGCCACCACCGUUAUUGUGUGAAGCUGACUUACUGAGUUGUAUGGACAAGGCAGGCAUUGGCACCGAUGCGACAAUGCACGACCACAUUAAGAAACUCCUUGAUCGGGGUUAUGCUACAAAGGAUGCUAAUACACGAUUUUCUCCAACCAACCUGGGUGAGGCGCUUGUGAUGGGAUAUGAUGACAUGGGGUAUGAACUUUGGAAACCAAAUCUCAGGGCCAUCAUGGAACAUGAUAUGAAUGAAGUUAGUGUUGGUAGGAAAACUAAAGCUGAAGUUCUUGAAACAUGUUUGCAGCAAAUGAAAGCUUGUUUCUUGGAUGCAAGAGUAAAAAAAUCAAAGCUCCUAGAAGCAAUGACUAUUUUCUUUGAAAGAUCUAAUAACACUGAUGAAGGUGAAAAUCAGACAGCUGGUGAAGUUGUCAGACGAUGCAAUCUCUGCAAUGAAUCAGAUAUGGCACUCAGGAAGAACCGGGAUGGCAAUUUCAUGGUUGGAUGCAUGAAUUAUCCUCAGUGUCGAAAUGCAGUCUGGCUUCCUGGACCAACACUGGAAGCAUCUGUCACUACUAAUGUUUGUCAAUCUUGUGGUCCAGGCCCAGUCUACAAGAUACUUUUCAAGUUCCGGCAAAUUGGAAUUCCACCAGGCUUUGAGGUUAAUCACUUAGGUUGUGUCGGUGGCUGUGAUGGCAUUCUUAAACAGUUGAUAGACAUAUGUGGAACUGGGUCCCGUUCUCAAGCAAGGAGAGCUCCAGAUACUGUACCUCCAAACAAUAUCCGAGGAAGCAAUACAAGACAGAGUAAUGUCUGCAUACAUUGUCAACAGCGAGGCCAUGCUUCUAGUAAUUGUCCCUCACGGGUUUCAGCAUCGCGAAAUUCUCGUCCUACUGGAACAAAUCCGAGAAAUGAUGAGAGUACAGUAUCAUGUAACACAUGUGGAACACAGUGUGUUCUUCGUACAGCCAACACAGAAGCUAACAGGGGAAGACAAUUCUUCUCAUGUCCAACACAAGGCUGCAGUUUCUUUGCAUGGGAAGAUGGCAUCAGCAACAGUAGUGGGAAUGCAACAACAGGGUCUAAUAGCGGUGGAAGCGGUAGACGUGGCAACCGUGGUCGUGGCCGUGGAGGUAGAGGCGGCCAAAGUGGAGGACGACGUGGCAGUGGAACGAGCUUCGUCUCUGCAACUGGAGAGCCAGUGAGUGGUAUAAGGUGCUUCUCAUGUGGGGAUCCUUCACAUUUUGCUAACGCUUGUCCUAAUCGUAACUCUUAACGGUAACUUUUUCUAAGCCUACGUACUAUGUAUUUAAGUUAAUUACUUGAUUUGGGCUUAUAAUUUUGUAUUAUAUUUAUUGACCACAAAAAUAAUAAAUGGCCACUUCUGCCCUGGAA
This is a messenger RNA of Capsella rubella, 2965 nucleotides long. Its product is annotated as DNA topoisomerase 3-alpha. Gene Ontology annotation, biological process: DNA topological change. Gene Ontology annotation, cellular component: chromosome; nucleus. Lineage: Eukaryota; Viridiplantae; Streptophyta; Magnoliopsida; Brassicales; Brassicaceae. The record is from RefSeq and is a predicted model, not a curated record. The coding region runs from base 87 to 2846 and encodes 919 amino acids. The transcript is spliced from 24 exons. Gene Ontology annotation, molecular function: DNA topoisomerase type I (single strand cut, ATP-independent) activity; DNA binding; zinc ion binding.